Messenger RNA from Glarea lozoyensis ATCC 20868, 1323 nucleotides. RefSeq names its product Acid phosphatase/Vanadium-dependent haloperoxidase. The coding region runs from base 1 to 1323 and encodes 440 amino acids. Gene Ontology annotation, biological process: sphingolipid biosynthetic process; inositol phosphoceramide metabolic process. The record is from RefSeq and is a predicted model, not a curated record. NCBI's taxonomy places the organism in Eukaryota, Fungi, Ascomycota, Leotiomycetes, Helotiales, Helotiaceae. Gene Ontology annotation, molecular function: inositol phosphoceramide synthase activity. Gene Ontology annotation, cellular component: inositol phosphoceramide synthase complex. The transcript has 2 exons.
AUGCCAGAUUCGAACUAUUAUGCCGCGAGCGCAAGCUCACCAACGUUCUCGAAAGCGAAAUUGCCGUUCUCCUGGCCAUCGAUAUUAAAUCCUAUACCUCGCAGGUAUCGCCGCCGACUGAGGUCGAAGUUCCGCUCCGCAAUCUCCCCAGCAUCCUCCAUCGCAAAGAUCGAAACAUCCUUUGAUCCUCGAGACACCAUAAAAGCGUUAAGACAGCAUCGGUGGUCAUAUUAUGACGGGCAAUAUUUGUUCCUGAUUAUUCUCGCCAUUUUCUCGCUCUCCAUAAGCCAGGCGCCAGGGCCUUUAAUGAAAUGUUUUGCAGCGACGGCGCUUAUGGCAGCUCUGCUCGUACCAAUAACGAGACAGUUUUUCUUGCCUGCACUUCCCAUUUUAUCAUGGGUGUUUCUCUUUUUCAAUGCUCGAUUUAUUCCUGCUGAAUACCGACCUCAUAUUUGGGUCAAGGUUCUGCCAGCCCUGGAAAAUGUGUUUUACGGUGCGAACUUGAGCAAUAUCCUAUCCGCGCACACGCAUUGGAUUUUGGAUCUGCUAGCUUGGUUGCCAUAUGGAAUUUUGCAUUUUGGUGGACCAUUCGUUUGGGCAGCUCUCAUGUUCCUUUUUGGUCCUCCGGGUGUUCUCCCUGUUUAUGGACGUACUUUCGGGUAUGUCAAUAUUACAGGCGUGAUCAUUCAGUUGAUCUUCCCUUGUUCUGCACCGUGGUAUGAGAACAUGUACGGACUUGCACCCGCCAAUUACUCCAUGGAAGGGUCUCCCGCUGGUCUUGCGCGAAUUGACAAGCUCUUCGGUAUCGAUAUGUACACCACAAACUUUACUGCGUCUCCUCUCGUCUUCGGCGCCUUCCCGUCCUUACACGCUGGAAACGCUGUCUUGGAAGCUCUUUUCAUGAUGCACUGCUUCCCAAAGCUCAAGCCAUUUGUUAUCGCAUACGCAAUGUGGAUGUGGUGGGCAACGAUGUACCUGUCUCAUCAUUAUGCUGUCGAUUUAGUUGGCGGUGCCUUCCUCGCCUCGAUCGCCUUUUACAUCGCAAAGACGAACUUCCUACCAAGAAUUCAACCCGACAAAUUCUUCCGAUGGCACUACGAUUACGUCGAGGCCGGAGAUGCGCCAAUGAACGAUGGUUAUGAGUAUGGUUUAACUGUACUCGAUUUCAACCACGACAGCGGUGAUGAAUGGACUAUCGGCUCUUCGUCAUCCAUAUCAUCCGGCUCAAGGAGUCCAGUCGAUGACGGGCAAUCCUCAUGGGAAGGGGAGACUUUAGCUUCUCAAAUAUCAGACAGCGAACUCGGCGAUGUCAUUCCGCGAUAG